Messenger RNA from Kwoniella shivajii, 1536 nucleotides. RefSeq lists its product as uncharacterized. The transcript is spliced from 4 exons. The record is from RefSeq and is a predicted model, not a curated record. NCBI's taxonomy places the organism in Eukaryota, Fungi, Basidiomycota, Tremellomycetes, Tremellales, Cryptococcaceae. The coding region runs from base 1 to 1536 and encodes 511 amino acids.
AUGCACAUAUUCUCUGCUGCGAUCCUGCUGCUCCCACUCGCUCUCGCGCAUCAAGAUAGUCCUGCAUCACACCCUCAUCGACGACAUCAUGCUCGAGCCAUCGUCGACGCCAAUCGACCUAUCCCUCGAGCGGGCGCUGUCAUUGAUAACGGUACUCUCGCUUCAAUCUCGCAGUAUGACGCUCAAAUAUCAGCAACUCAAUCAUCAAUUGCAAGCAUCGCUCCCACUUCCACAACCAACGAUGAUGAUGACGCAGCUGUUACCAGUUCUGCAUCAAGCGCUGCUGAUAGUGGUAAAGCUGGAGUCGGACCUUCAACUACCGUAGUCCUCUCAGAUGCGGCAAGCUCCACUUUGUCAUCAACAACUUCCUCGGAUCUAGCUAGUCCCAGUGUUACAUCAGAUACAAGUAAAUAUCAGUUUCUUUCUCUUCCUCAUCCACCGAAUGAUUCAAGUACAAGUACAAGUUUAAGUACGAGCGCAAGUACAAGUCAUUUGUUAAUUCCAGUUUCAAGUUUCAUUUCAGUUUCAAGUAUGAACCCAAAUACAAGUACAAGCACAACUGACAAGACCUCUCACUUUUCUUCAACAGGUACAUCAACAUCAACCUCAACCCUUGCAUCUCCAACAGUCACUUCGACCGAAGCAGCACCAGUGACACUUUCUUCAAGCACGACUACGCCUGCAGCAGUUUCGACCACAGCUCAUUCUACUAUCGUUUUGGUAACCACCGCAUCGAAAACAUCAACCACUCACAAAGCAUCUUCAACUGCCGAAUCUGCUGAAACUGAAAAGAAAUCAUCUGGACUCAGCAAGACCGCUUUGAUCGCUAUUAUCGUUGUUGCCUCUGUCGUCGGUGCGGCAGGUAUCGGAUGGACACUCUUCAGGAAAUGGAAAUUGAGACCCUCCAACAGGUUCGGAAAGAAGAUGAAUCCUAUCGACUUUUCACCUCACAACAACGAUAUGAACGAUGACUUCUUCGAGAAAACACUUCAACGGACUGCUUCCAACUCUUCGGCAUCACGACAACGAAGGGAAUUGGUAGCUGAGCUUGAUGAUCCUCAUGCUGUCCCAGGUGUUCCCCCUCACGACUUUACAGCUGGUACUGCUGGUGUAGGUGCAGGUGUAGGAGCAGGAUAUGCAAUGUACAACCAAGAUCCAUAUUCUCAUGCUGAGCAAUACGACUAUGAAACAGCUUAUGAUCAACACCAACAACAUCCUCAAGGAGAUAUUUAUGAUCAACAUCAACAUCAAUAUCCACCUUCCGCAUACACGCAAGAUCCCCAAGGAUACGCUGGAUAUGUAGGUGCACCAACACAAGAUCAACCUAUCAAUGAUGGAUAUGCAGAUCUCCAAAGAGGAAAUAGUAUCGGAAGCGGAAGUGGACAUGGUCAUGGACACGUUCAAGCAUUACAUCAUGAUCAACAAGUCUAUCCUGGAGAACUGAGUUUCCCAUCCGCCGAUCAAUAUGGUCUCGGUAGACCAACAGGCGGCGCUGAAGGACCAUACGCUCAAGCAGCUCAGUAUAGAGGAUAUUAG